AUGGCCAAGACCAAUCUUGAUCAAAGAGAUUUUCUGUGUACACCCUUGAAGAGAAUUUCCGAGGUAAUUUCACUCAUUAAAAUUUACGUUAUCUUUGUCAUCGUGAUAUUGGCUAUGGAUUUACCCGAUACCGCCGUGGCGCAAGCUGAGCAACCCCUUUUCGAGCUUCCAGUGCAAUUAGUUGGUUUUCCCGUCAUCAUUAUGGCUGUGCGACUCACAAAUUUCGUGAAGAAGUUAGCAUAUUCUCUCAAUCCGCAAACAUAUCAGUCGCGCACUCGACGCUCCGUUGAGCACGCGACUUCGGGGUCUUAUGCAACGGCGGCCAUCGACGCCGUCCUGGCGGAGAAGAGGAUACUUUCGGAGUUCGGGCCGAAGGCGUGCGUUCUCGAGGAGCCGUGCAGGAUUCACGCAUGGAAGGCUGUGCCAGGAGAGCAGCCCGACUGGGACGAUAUCUUGAGCAACUACAAAGUCCACAAUGUUGGAAUGCGCCAAUGGUACCUGCUCUCGGUCUUCCUGGGCGAUGUCAUCAGGAGUCCGAACCUUUGCAAGCAACUUGCCAAAAGACUUGAUUGUCAUCGAGAAAGCCGAGAAUUUGCGUGA
Molecule: messenger RNA, 600 nt
Organism: Phlebotomus argentipes
Lineage: Eukaryota; Metazoa; Arthropoda; Insecta; Diptera; Psychodidae
Exons: 5
Coding region: 1-600 (199 amino acids)
Source: RefSeq, a predicted model, not a curated record